Bemisia tabaci is the source of this 851-nucleotide messenger RNA. RefSeq lists its product as uncharacterized. NCBI's taxonomy places the organism in Eukaryota, Metazoa, Arthropoda, Insecta, Hemiptera, Aleyrodidae. The record is from RefSeq and is a predicted model, not a curated record.
GAACAUGAUCUUGAACUCCUUCUAUUCAACAACGUAACGGUGACGGAUAACUUUGAAGGUCUUUGUUUUCUUUAUUGUGUCCAGAAUGCAUUGGCAUCAGUUUAAUUCCAUCGCAGCACAUGUGAUCAUACAAAUUACAGUUUAUUUGAUGGCAACAAUCUUUUUGGCAACUUGUGCACCUCUAGAAUCAGGCGAAUCAGUUAAGCUCACGAGAAGUUCACGUGACGUUGCCCUUGGAUGUCUAUUUCCGGGAAUAGGGAUAUGCGGGCCUAGCCAGAAUACUGGUUACGGUGGUUACAAUGGAGGCUACCCUUCUCCUCAACCUGUUAUUGCUAUUCAAUCGAACCCCGAUGGCUAUGGACCGUGGCAAACGGGAGCUACUUUAGUCGGUAUAAUUGACACUAUUACGUAUCCUCUAGCGAGCGGCUAUAGUUCAAUUAUAGGCUAAAAGUUACAUUUCGACGGUGAAACUGAACAAAAUGCGUAUUUCCGUGGCGGAGUUUUGAAAUCUCCGCUACUUUUUAUUUCCUAAAGGGAAACUGAACCAACAUCAUAGCUUGAAGUUUUCACAGAAUAUUCUCUUUAAAGAGAAGGAAAAUCACUAACAUUUUUAAAAAAUGGCAUCCAGUAGUUUUCCAUGUAGAAAAUAAAGUAUGGAGCGAAGUCUGCAUUGCCGAAAUCCGAGAUACUCACGCAUUUGUGCAGUUUCGCCCUCGAUAUAUGGAAACCCUUGAAUAUUCUCAAUACUGUUUUUAAAUUUUUUCCUAUGGGAAGCUCAUAAUAAUGUAAGUAAAUCAUGCCUUUGUAUAUUCAUCGAAUAAUUUUACCUUCUACAUUUUACGUGUUUAAAA